AUGGCUUCCACCGACAAGUCACCGGACCCAACGCCGGCGAAUGGCGAGGAACAAACUCCGGGGAAGGGAAUGGGAAUUGGGCAGCACGUGAUAGACAAGGGUGCAACGAUGAUGCAGUCCCUGGAACCCAUCAACAUGAUGAGUCAGCACGUGUGCACCUUCGCUAUCUAUAGCCACGACAUGUCUCGCCAGAUUGAGACCCACCACUACUGCACCCACCUCACCGAAAGCUUGCUCCAAUGCGCCGUCUAUGAUUCUGAUGACUCCAAUGCCCGUCUCCUCGGUGUGGAGUACAUUGUUCCUGAUUAUAUCUUUGAAACACUGUCUCCCGAGGAGCAAAAGCUUUGGCAUUCUCAUGCUUAUGAGAUCAAAUCAGGUCUCUGGGUGAAUCCUAGAGUUCCAGAGAUAAUUGGGAUGUCAGAGCUCGAAAACCUUGCCAAAACAUACGGCAAAUUCUGGUGUACAUGGCAGGUUGACAGAGGGGAUAGGCUUCCUAUGGGUGCACCUGCUCUGAUGAUGUCUCCACAAGCAGUGAGUGGUGGUGUGGUGAAGGCAGAGCUUGUGCAUGAGAGGGAUGCAAAGUACAAUAUUUCCUCAGAGAGUCUGAAAAGUUCAAGGAUUGAGAUUCCGGAGCCUGAGAUGAUCAACCCAAUGGCUGACUACUGGAAGCAACAUGGAAAAGGAUUUGUCAUUGACAUUGAGGAGACUCUCAUGAAAUUGAGGGCACCGUUUCCUUGA
Molecule: messenger RNA, 738 nt
Organism: Abrus precatorius (Indian licorice)
Lineage: Eukaryota; Viridiplantae; Streptophyta; Magnoliopsida; Fabales; Fabaceae
Product: oil body-associated protein 2C-like
Exons: 4
Coding region: 1-738 (245 amino acids)
Source: RefSeq, a predicted model, not a curated record